AGACAGCGAUGCAGACAAUCACGCAGGAGUUGUUUGUUGUGACAGGCAAACAAAAUUGAAAGCAGGGGAAGGAAGCUUUGAAUGUGCGGAAAAGUAGCCCUACAAGAUCUUAGAGGAAAAGAUAGGCUUUUGAUAUAUGCGAGAGAGUGAGAUUUUCUAGGGGUUUCUGGAAUUUACGACUCCCUUCCCUCGCCCGCAAUCAUAGGAUUUCUGGUAUUCAUCCAAUCAAGGGAAGAAAUCACAUUGUUCUUGUGUGUUGCUUGGAAUAAGAUCUUGGAAGAUGAUGAUAUGCUACAGUGGUCUCGCCAAGUUGAAAACAAAGCCAAUAGUGUAUCAGGAUGUGCUCAUUGCCAACAAUUCUGGAACACUUCAACAACUUAAAGAGCUCAGUUCCAAGCGCAAGGCAAUCGAGGAUACCAUUAAUGAGAACAGCCACCUUACAGAGGCCAUCGCAAGGGAAGUGCACGGAGGUCUAACAUCACAUUGUGAACAGGACAUGCAGAAACUAGAACAUUAUAUGCCUUUAUUGGAGAACCUGAUUCACUCCGUCAACGCCGAAGGAAACUGUGCUCAAAUCACUUCCUGGAUUUCAAACCUUAGAAUAAGAUGGAGCAGCUCUUUUACUACUUCAUCAAACAUCUUUAAUGUAAAGGGUCCAAAAUUCUAUCAGGUCAAUGACCUGUAUUUCGAGCUUGGAAUGAUUCUUUUCCUCUAUGGCUCAAUACUUCGCGAGAGGGCUCUGGAAGUGUUAUCUUCAGAUCUUGUGCAAUCUGCCACAAUUUUCAGAAGAGCUGCUGGAGUGUUCAAAUAUGUGGCUGAGGAAAUACUUACUCAUAUAUGUCAAUCCGGGGACAGACCACCUGAAGCCAUGCCUUGUACAUCUGCCAUCAUGAGUUUUAUUUGCUUGGCAGAGGCACAGGCUGCAACUGCAAGAAAGGCUGAAGAAAAUAAUAGUUCGGGUGGCCUUAUAGCGAAAUUGCACUACGGCCUUGUAGAAUUUUUGGACGAAACAAUCAAGAUGUUGCAACUCAAUGGUAAAGAAUGCAAGCCGGCUCGCCUUUUGGAUUAUGUUUUAAGUUGCAAGACAUUACACAAACUGAAGUGUGACAAACACAGAGCGGAUGGCCUAAAAAAUGAAGGCAGAAUUGGUGUUGCAAUUGGAGUAGUUCACCGAGCAUUAGCAAAUGCUAAGAAAUACGUACCAAAAGAAGAGUCGUGGCGAUCAGUGCACAGACAGGCUGUCGGAGAGUUGAGUGAAGUGUUGAGAAGAUAUGAGCAUGAGAAUGAAUUUGUAUGGCAUGAGAAGAUCCCAUGGAGUGAUGAACUUCCUUUGCCUCAAUGUGCAAAAAUUGUGAGUGUUAUCCCUCAUCAACCCCAGCAAUGGGAAGUAAAACUGUCAUUCAAAUCUGUACAGUGAGCACCUGCACCUCUUGUUGUGGGGAAGGCAGGGACCUCUUCACUUGGUUCGUUUUUUUUUUUUUUUUUUUUUUUUUUUUUUUUUUUAUAUUCUUUUUGGAACUUUGAUCAAUUGGUUGAGGUUGCUUGAU
Molecule: messenger RNA, 1547 nt
Organism: Andrographis paniculata
Lineage: Eukaryota; Viridiplantae; Streptophyta; Magnoliopsida; Lamiales; Acanthaceae
Exons: 7
Coding region: 281-1417 (378 amino acids)
Source: RefSeq, a predicted model, not a curated record